Molecule: messenger RNA, 1694 nt
Organism: Ixodes scapularis (black-legged tick)
Lineage: Eukaryota; Metazoa; Arthropoda; Arachnida; Ixodida; Ixodidae
Exons: 1
Coding region: 348-1694 (448 amino acids)
Source: RefSeq, a predicted model, not a curated record
UCGAGGGGCUUGAACCGGAUCGGACGCGGACGGAUCGGACGCGGAUUCCGGAGCUCGAAGCUAAGUGAAAAUUUGUUGUUUUGUAUCUGAGUUUGGUUUUAAGUGUACUACUUAUGGCUUAGCAUAAAGUAGAUUCAAUAGAGCAGUAGCAUCGGGGAGGUGAAAUGGGAAUGUAGGGGUAGGGGGAAGCGAUUGUAGCGGUAGUGUAGGCUCACGUGUCGGGACACGUGUAGUUCAAAUUUUUUUGGCGGGCGCUUUGUCUCGGUCAGUUAAUUUGAAAUUAUAUAGGGACACUGUUCCUUCUCUUCAGUUGGAUUUAGAGGUAUUUGGGGAGGACAGGAGCGCGAAUGGCAAAAAAACCGGACAAGGCCAAGCCAGACAGGGCCAAACCGGAUGUGCCCAACGUGGCAUGCGGUAAGUGUGAACGAUGGUGCUUCCUCAUGGAAACCCCGUUCGGGAGCGUGGAGGAAGCAGCGGACAAAGAGUACCAAUGCCGGAUCUGCGUGAAUGCUGAUGAGGUGAAGGGGAUGUUGGAGAUGAUGAGGGGGGAACUCGGGAAGGAGCGGGAGGCUCGAGAGAGAAUGGAGCUGCAGAUGAAGGAGGCUAGGGAGGGGCUCAGGGACGAGAAGGGCGAAAACAAAGGGGUGGACGGGGGAGAACUUGGCGGGCAGAGGAAGGGAACACACGUACAGUGUGGUGACUGCAAAAAGUCAGUGGACAUAGAGGACACAAGGUUUGAUAGCGUAGACGAGGCAGGGAUGACAGAGUUCAUGUGUAGAAUGUGCGUCCUAAACGCACGACAGGACAGGCUGGAAGCAGAGAACACAGAGCUGAUGGCAAGGAUUGUGAAGUUAGAGGCAGAGCUGGAGAGGGAAAGAAGUGAAAGGCAGACAGUGGACGACAAGCUGGCGAAGGCGAACGAAGAGUUGGCAGAUCUGGAGGUGGUCCUUCUGCCAUCGGACAUCACAGCAAACGACACGGUCGUAGAAAGUGAUGGGGGGAGGACGUACAAAGAAGCACUGAAGCCGGGAGGAGAAGAGACGGGAAAAGGGGAGGAAAAGUCAAAGGGCAAAGCCCCUGCUUUGGUGGAGAGUAGGCAGGACAUGGAGGGCAACGUGAUCAUAGCAGGGGACUCCAACAUGGAAAGGUGCAGGAGGGCAAUAGCUGAAAGGGUGAAGGGGGACGCCAGGGUCCGGAUUGGGGUGUUGCCUGGACAGACAAUGAGGGCGGUGAUUGAGGGGGUGAAAGAUAAACUAUGGGAGACAAAAGAAGGCCAAAACCUCGUGGUGAUAGCGGGGGGACUGAACGAUGUAUUACGAGGGAACGGGGGAGGGGUGGGGAAGCAGUUGCGCAGGGGAGUGCUGGAGUUGAGGGCGACAUCAGACAAUGUAGAGAUCCAUGUCUGCACAGUGCCAGAGGUGAGGGGCCAGGGCGUUCACAUCGAGAGAGCCGUGGUGGCCGCAAACCGGGACAUCAGGAGACUGGGAAGGGAGAUGGGUUUCGGGGUGAUGGACAUGAAUUGGGAGGUGCGCAAUAACAGAGCGAAGGCUUUUGAGGGGACCGGUAUCCAUUUCAGCCCCUACGUGGGGAGGGCCGUUGGGUGGCGGAUGGCAGGGAAGGCGGUGGCUUUUUUAGGAGGCCCCAAAGCUCUAAGGGCGAAGAAUCCUGCCAGGAGCGAGGCGAAGGGCCCGUAG